UGGUAUCAGCAUUACUGGGGACUCGCUUGAUUGAAGACAGGACAGAAUUUAGAGCAGAUCCAGAAGACACAGCGACAGAGCCUCCUUGUUGCCAGCUGUUUUCAGAAAACAGAAGAAAAUGAUCCAGGCCCAGGAAACCCUGACAUUUGAGGAUGUGGCCGUGGACUUCACGUGGGAGGAGUGGCAGCUCCUGGCCCCUCCUCAGAAGGACCUGUACCGGGACGUGAUGCUGGAGAACUAUAGCAACCUGCUGUCCGUGGGUUUUCAAGCCAGCAAACCAAAUGUACUGUCCAAGUUGGGUCAAGGAGAACCAUGGACGAUGGAAGAUGAAAUCCACUGUCAAACCCAUUCAGAAAUCUGGAAAGUUGAUGAUCACCUGCUGGAGCACUUACAAAAUGAGAGCAUGGAGAAGAGACUAGAACAAUGGCAUGAACAGAACCCACUGGAAUAUUUUGUUCAUCAGAGCAGAACUCAUUUUCUGUUCAGGCAAAAUCAUGAUAUGUUUGACUUACAUGGAAAAAGUAUGAAAUCAGAUUUAACUUUACUUCCCCAGAGCAGGAGCUAUGAAAUAAAGAGCCCUGCUGAGUUUACUGGCAAUGGGAAAUCCUGUCUCCAUGCUGACAAUGAACAAUUUCAUACUGAAAUUAAAUUCCCCGAAAGCCAAAAACCCAUGAGCUCUAAGUCCCAAUUCAACAAGCAUCAGAAAACCCAAAAAAUAGAGAAGCCUCAUGUAUGUGGUGAAUGUGGGAAAGCUUUCAUCAAAAAGUCUUGGCUCACUGAUCACCAGAUAAUUCAUACAGGAGAGAAGCCCCAUCGAUGUAACAUGUGUGGGAAAGCAUUCUCUAGAAAGUUCAUGCUCACUGAACAUCAGAGAACACAUACAGGAGAGAAACCUUAUGAAUGCACUGAAUGUGGCAAAGCCUUUCUCAAGAAAUCACGGCUCAAUAUACAUCAGAAAACCCAUACCGGAGAGAAACCAUAUAUAUGCAGUUACUGUGGGAAAGGCUUCAUCCAGAAGGGAAAUCUCAUUGUACACCAGCGAAUUCACACAGGCGAGAAACCUUACAUAUGCAGUGAAUGUGGAAAAGGCUUCAUCCAGAAGACUUGCCUCAUUGCACAUCAGAGAUUUCACACAGGAAAGACUCCUUUUGUGUGCAAUGAAUGUGGAAAAUCCUGUUCCCAGAAGUCAGGUCUCAUUAAACAUCAAAGAAUUCACACAGGAGAGAAACCCUUUGAAUGCAGUGAAUGUGGGAAAGCCUUCACUACAAAGCAAAAGCUCAUUGUGCAUCAAAGAACUCAUACGGGAGAGAGACCCUAUAUCUGCCAUGAGUGUGGGAAAGCUUUUGCCUACAUGUCUUGCCUUGUUAAACAUAAGAUAAUACACACAAGAGAGAAACGUGGAGAUUCAACCAAGGUGGAAAAUCAUCCCUCAGAGAGUCACAGCUCCUCACAGACUAGUGAUGUUAUGCAGGAGAAAACCCCUGUAAAUUCAGUGACUAUGCAGGUGCCUUCAGUGGCCCCUCAGACAUCAGUAAACAUAAGUGAACUCCUAGCAAAUAGGAAUGUAGUCAUAGUGGGACAACCUGUGGCCAGAUGUGCACCCACAGGAGAUAACAGAGGUUUUGCACAGGAGAGAACCCUUAUGAAUGCAUUGAAUGUAGUUGUGCCUUCAAUGGUCAAUUACAUCUUAUUUUAUGUCACAGAAAACCAUGAAACCCUGACAUUUGAGGAUGUGGCCGUGGACUUCACGUGGGAGGAGUGGCAGCUCCUGGCCCCUCCUCAGAAGGACCUGUACCGGGACGUGAUGCUGGAGAACUAUAGCAACCUGCUGUCCGUGGGUUUUCAAGCCAGCAAACCAGACAUACUCUCCAAGUUGGAUCAAGGAGAACCAUGGACGAUGGAAGAUGAAAUCCACUGUCGAACCCAUUCAGAAGUCUGGAAAGUUGAUGAUCACCUGCUGGAGCACUUACAAAAUGAGAGCAUGGAGAAGAGACUAGAACAAUGGCACAGACAGAACCCAUUGGAAUAUUCUGUUCAUCGGAGCAGAACUCAUUUUCUGUUCAGGCAAAAUCAUGGAAUGUUUGACUUACAUGGAAAAAGUAUGAAAUCAGAUUUAACUUUACUUCCCCAGAGCAGGAGCUAUGAAAUAAAGAGCCCUGCUGAGUUUACUGGAGAAGUCAGAUCCUGUCUCCAUGCUGACAAUGAACAAUUUCAUACUGAAAUUAAAUUCCCUGAAAGCCAAAAACUCAUCAGCACUAAGUCCCAAUUCAUCAAGCAUCAGAAGACUCAAAAAAUAAAGAAAUCUCAUAUAUGUGGUGAAUGUGGGAAAGCUUUCAUCAAAAAGUCUUGGCUCACUGAUCACCAGAAUCUUCAUACAGGAGAGAAGCCCCAUCGAUGUAAUCUAUGUGGGAAAGCCUUCUUCAGAAAGUUCAAGCUCACUGAACAUCAGAGAACGCAUACAGGAGAGAAACCUUAUGAAUGCACUGAAUGUGGCAAAGCCUUCCUCAAGAAAUCAGGGCUCAGUGUCCAUCAGAAAACCCAUACCGGGGAGAAACCAUUUAUAUGCAGCGAAUGCGGAAAGGGCUUCAUCCAGAAGGGAAAUCUUAUGGUGCAUCAGCGGAUUCACACAGGCGAGAAACCUUAUAUAUGCAAUGAAUGUGGAAAAGGCUUCAGCCAAAAGACGUGCCUCACGGCACACCAGAGAUUUCACACAGGAACGACUCCCUUUGUGUGCGGGGAAUGUGGAAAAACCCUUUCCCAGAAGACAGGUCUCAUUAAACACCAAAGGACUCACACGGGAGAGAAACCCUUUGAAUGCAGCGAUUGUGGAAAAGGCUUUAUCGAGAAGCCACAGCUUGUUAUACAUCAGAGAAUCCAUACAGGGGAGAAACCCUAUAGAUGUAGUGAAUGUGGGAAAUCAUUCAGAGGGAAGUCAGUCCUCAAUAAACAUCAGAAAACUCAUUCAGUCAAGGUGGAAAAUCCUCCCUCAGAGGGUCACAGGUCCUCACAGAGCAGUGUUGUCCUCCAAGAGAAAAACCUUAAUACAGUGACAAUGCAAGUACCUUCUGUGGUCCCUCAGACAUCUGUCAACAUCAGUGGGCUCCUAGCAAACAGGAAUGUAGUCAUAGUGGGACAGCCUGUGGCCAGAUGUGCACCCGCAGGAGACAGCAGAGGGUUGGCACAGGAGAGAACCCUUAUGAAUGCAGUGAAUGUGGUUGUGCCUUCAGUGGUCAAUUAUAUUUUAUUUUAUGUCACAGAAAACCAGUAGCGAAAAAAUUAAGACAUUCUCUGAGGAAAAGGGUUGAGCGAAAAUUUCUAGUUCAUAUGGUGGCUGAAAAGUAUACACUGAGAGAAACUGUAUAAAUGCCGAGACUGGGAACACAUGACCUACUCAUCCAAUUACGUAUAUGCCUUGAUACAGAGGCAUAAUCUGAUGUUAACAGAAACAUACACGUCAGUUGCUCUGUUGUGUCAAUUAAAUAAAUGAAGGAAGCCUGAGUUCAACUAAGUGGAGGAAAUAAGGAGGUGAAUUUUUUAAACAUAUAAUUUGUUUCUGGAAGGUUGCUACGGAGGAAAAAUCACAAGAGGGCUAAUAUUGGAUUGGUGGGAUAUGGGGCGUGUAUAUAUCAAUUCAGUUUCCCCAGGCCAAGGUGAACGAUGAAUCUGAAACUGGGAUGUCUUCCUUAAACUUUCAGAAGUUUAUAUUAUGCAGAGGGACUAAUGAAACAACAGCCUUAGACUGAGUCAGUUUGGUCUUUCACAGAGUAUUUUUCAAGUACGUCCUUGGUAUAUGGUUCUGUUCCAGAAGCUGAGGAUAUUGUGGUGAUCAGAACAGAGAAAGCUCAUGGUCCCCUGGAGAGACCAUUGAGGUAGUCGGAUUAUCUUUAAGUGGCGUCUCUACACUCAGGCUAAUUUAGUGAGAGGAUGUAAGUAUCCAUAAUAAGUGAAAUGGACCUGGAGUAAUUGGCUCAAGGGAAUAUGACAAUUUAUUGUUGAAGGAGCACAUCAUUUGGG
Messenger RNA from Physeter macrocephalus (sperm whale), 4014 nucleotides. Its product is annotated as zinc finger protein 350-like. The record is from RefSeq and is a predicted model, not a curated record. Gene Ontology annotation, biological process: regulation of DNA-templated transcription. The transcript has 7 exons. The coding region runs from base 119 to 3268 and encodes 1049 amino acids. NCBI's taxonomy places the organism in Eukaryota, Metazoa, Chordata, Mammalia, Artiodactyla, Physeteridae.